AUGGCUUGCGAGGACAGCACAGGUUGCGAGGACAGCACGGGUUACAAGGACAGAACAGCAUCCGAGGACAGGACAGCUUCCGAGGACAGCACAGCUUCCGAGGACAACACAGCUUCCGAGGACAGCUCAGCUUGCGAGGACAGCACAGCUUGCGAGGACAGCACAGCUAGCGAAGACAGCACAGCUUGCGAGGACUGCACAGCUUGCGAGGACAGCACAGCUUGCGAGGACAGCACAGCUUGCGAGGACAGCACAGCUAGCGAGGACAGCACAGCUUGCGAGGACAGCACAGCUUGCGAGGACAGCACAGCUUGCGAGGACAGCACAGCUUGCGAGGACAGCACAGCUAGCGAAGACAGCACAGCUUGCGAGGACACUUGCGAGGACAGCACAGCUUGCGAGGACAGCACAGCUUGCGACGACAGCACAGAUUGCGAGGACAGCACAACUUGCGAGGACAGCACAGCUUGCGAGGACAGCACAGCUUGCGAGGACAGCACAGCUAGCGAGGACAGCACAGCUUGCGAGGACAGCAAGGCUUGCGAUGACAGCUCGGCCUGCGAAGACAGUACGGCUUGCAAGGACAGCACAGCUUGCGAGGACAGCACAGCUUGCGAGGACAGCACAGCUUGCGAGGACAGCACAGCUUGCGAGGACAGCACAGCUUGCGAGGACAGCACAGCUUGCGAAGACAGCACAGCUUGCGAGGUCAGAACCGCUUGCGAGGACAGCACAGCUUGCGAGGACAGGACAGCUUGCAAGGACAGCACAGCUUGCGAGGACAGCACAGCUAGCGAGGACAGCACAGCUUGCGAGGACAGCACAGCUUGCGAGGACGGCACAAUUUGCAAGGACAACACAGCUUGCGAGGACAGCACACCUUGCAAGGACAACACAGCUUGCGAGGAGAGCACACCUUGCGAGGACAGCAAAGCUUGCGAGGAGAGCACAGCUUGUGGGGACAGCACAGUUUGUGGAGACAGCACAGCUUGUGGGGACAGCACAGCUUGGGACGACAGCACAGCUUGGGAGGAAAGCAAAGCUUGCGAGGACAGCACAGCUUGCGAGGACAGCACAGCUUGCGAGGACAGCACAGCUUGCGAGGACAGCACAGCUUGCAAGGACAGCACAGCUUGCGAGGACAGCACAGCUUGCGAGGACGGCUCAACUUGA
Molecule: messenger RNA, 1173 nt
Organism: Schistocerca piceifrons (Central American locust)
Lineage: Eukaryota; Metazoa; Arthropoda; Insecta; Orthoptera; Acrididae
Product: prestalk protein-like
Exons: 2
Coding region: 1-1173 (390 amino acids)
Source: RefSeq, a predicted model, not a curated record